Caenorhabditis remanei is the source of this 1479-nucleotide messenger RNA. RefSeq lists its product as uncharacterized. Gene Ontology annotation, biological process: transcription initiation at RNA polymerase II promoter. The transcript has 9 exons. The record is from RefSeq and is a predicted model, not a curated record. The coding region runs from base 1 to 1479 and encodes 492 amino acids. Lineage: Eukaryota; Metazoa; Nematoda; Chromadorea; Rhabditida; Rhabditidae. Gene Ontology annotation, molecular function: protein heterodimerization activity. Gene Ontology annotation, cellular component: transcription factor TFIID complex.
AUGAUAGGACAAUUUGUAAGGAGACCGGUGGCUCCUCAGCGCACAUAUUAUGCUCAAGGAUAUCCGACACAACAAUUCGCAACUCCACAACAAGGUUUUCAGCCAACAACCAGCAAUUUCUCUCAAAAACCAGCAGAAUCACGAGCACAAAAACAAGUUGGAGCGAAUUUCUUGCCUUCAGUCGUCAAUGAAGCAUAUCAUAAUGUUUUGGAGCAAGUUGUGACGGCGAUGUGCUAUAAAUCCGGAUUUGAUGACAUUGAGGAGGGCGCGUUGGAGACUUUAAUGCUUCUUUUUCAUUCUUACAUAAAACGAAUCGGUGAGCAAUCUCGGCUGGGUUGUGAAGUGGCUGGACGAACGAUAGUCAGUCCGGGCGAUGUUUGGUUUGCACUAAUUAAUAUGGGUAUUUCGGUGAAGGAGCUAUCAGAUUUCCAGCAGGAUCAAAUUGUCUCCUCAUUGACUGUUCAUCCGCCCGAAAUCAUCCCACCCGAAGCGAAAACUCAAGCUCUCCGAAUCGGAACACCACGACCACAUCCGAAUUAUGUAUUUGAAUGGUUGCCACCACUUCCAGAUCCACAUACUUAUAUCAAAACGGAGAUCAACGAAGACAUUGAUUUCUCGUAUGAACGAGUACGGGAUGCGAUGGCUAAAAAGAAGCGAAACGCGACUGCGUCUCUCGUCAAUUAUAUGAUUCGAAACUAUCCAUCGUUGUGUUUAUUCCGAAAUUUCGAGAAAAUUAUUCAUGAGCAAGUGAAGAAAACGUUCAACGAAGAAAGUGAGAAGAAACGGAUGGAGGAGGCGUUCAUCGCGUUUCGUGAUCUACUUCAGACGAAAGAUAUCGAGGAAGUGGAGAAUGUGGGAAAAAUGUUAUUCAAUAAGGGAUUGAUUAAUAAACAUGAAAUGGAAUCAGGCACAGAAGUUGUGUGUAUGUGUUCGGACGGUGCAUUGAUCGAUCAGUCCGGAAAACGUGUUCACCUAACGAAUUCCACUUUAAUCGAUUUCGAGGAACGAGACAAAAUUUCGAAGAGUAAAACGAGAAUGAGCGCGUGUGGAGAUGGUGCUGAGUCGUUGAGAUAUCACUGGCCAGUCGACGAGAUGCUAGACGAACUAAUCGAACUUGACUCGUGUACGAUGGAUUUGGGCGAUGAGAAACCCGAUGAAAUGAAAUAUAUGCAAGAGAAGAUGACAUUCCAAUAUCUGCCAGAAUGGUGUCAUGUCUUAGUGCCUUCAUUCGAGCAUCGUGCCUAUUUGGUGUCUGAUGAUGUGAAAGCGGAUAUGGAAUCAAGGAGAGAAAGGGAGAAAGAGGAAAAAGAGGAAAAAGAUGCGAAUGAGGAGGAGAAAGAUGGCGAGAAAAAGGCGAAAGAGGAGGAGAAUACGCACUCGAACCUCUACCUGUAUCCACCGAUUCCUGAUGACGACGACGAUUUCAUGGAGGUCGUGAUGGAGGAACCGAAAACCGAAGAACCAGAUUUGAUUGAAUAA